AUGAGGGGACACGAGGGGACGGGCAAGGUGCAGAUGUGGGUGGACAUUUUCCCCACCAGCCUCGGCCCCCCCGGGCCCCCCGUCAACAUCGACCCCCGCAAGGCCGAGGGGUACGAGCUGCGCUGCGUGGUGUGGCAGGUGCGGGACACGGACCUGGGGGACACCAACCUGCUGGGCCAGCGCAUGAGUGACAUCUACGUGUGCGGGUGGCUGGACGGGCUCCCGGAGCAGCGGCAGCAGACCGACAUCCACUAUCGCUCCCUGGACGGGAACGGAGCCUUCAACUGGCGCUUCGUGUUCCCCUUCGAGUUCCUGGCGGCAGAGAAGCUCUGCGCCAUCCGCCGCAAGGAGCACGUGUGGAGCUUGGACCAGACGCUGCUGAAGGUGCCACCCAAACUCAUCCUCCAGGUGUGGGACAAUGACAAGUUCAAGGCGGACGAUCUGCUGGGGAUCCUGGAGCUGGAGCUGACCCGGCUGCGCCGCCCGGCCCGCAGCGCCCGCCUGUGCCGGGCCGCGCCGCAGGACGUGUCCCGGCUCUCCCGGCGCUGCUGCCGGGCCCCGGCGCUGCCGCGCUCCCCUCUGGACCUGUUCCGCUGCAGGAGCGCUCGCGGCUGGUGGCCCUGCACCGUGCAGGAGGACGGCGGCCAGCGGCUCUCGGGGAAGCUGGAGCUCAGCCUGGAGCUGCUGACGGCGCGGGAGGCCGAGGAGCGGCCGGUGGGGAAGGCUCGGGGGGAGCCCAACAAGCACCCGACGCUGCCCGAGCCCAGCCUCGUCCGCCACGGCAUCCGCUGGCGCUCCUUGCUCUGGCUCGGCCUGGGGCUGGCGGCUUUCCUGCUGCUCCUGGGGCUCCGCUCCUUCCUCCCGGGCUCCGUCACGCUGAAGGUGCCUGAGCCGCUCCGGCUCCUGCGGCCCUCGGGCGAGAAGCGGCCGGGCACGGAGCAUCCCCCGGGCGGGACGGGCACGAAACCCUGA
Messenger RNA from Hirundo rustica (Barn swallow), 972 nucleotides. RefSeq names its product myoferlin-like. NCBI's taxonomy places the organism in Eukaryota, Metazoa, Chordata, Aves, Passeriformes, Hirundinidae. The coding region runs from base 1 to 972 and encodes 323 amino acids. Gene Ontology annotation, molecular function: calcium ion binding; calcium-dependent phospholipid binding. The transcript is spliced from 9 exons. The record is from RefSeq and is a predicted model, not a curated record. Gene Ontology annotation, cellular component: cytoplasmic vesicle; T-tubule. Gene Ontology annotation, biological process: vesicle fusion; T-tubule organization; monocyte activation involved in immune response.